AUGUCUACGGGGUCAGACAGCGUGAGACAUAUUCAAAGAUGGCCGGGACGGACGCAAGCGAAUGAGAAUAAAGUGCCCACUCUACUCGUCUAUCCACACAACUCGUCGACGCCGUCAUCUUGGGGAUUCCUGGCCGAUACAGCGCAGGAAGUGAGCGGCGCCGGACACGAAAGCCGGGAGUGGUUCAAGAUCAUGCUGGACGAGGACCUGCUGGAACAGAUGCGGAAGAAUGCCAGCGACCCUUGGAAGCUGACUUGGGGGCAUCGCAGGUACACCGACUACUUCCAGUUCCUGUGCCGGGCGAUCGAAACUCGUCUCAAGGGAGAGCUUGCUAGCAGAUGGGAAGACGCAAAAAUCGAGUACAUCUUUUCAGUCCCAACUACUUGGAGACCUUUGCCCACCGUCGAGCGUUUUCGAAAAAUCAUCGCUGCUGCAGGCUUUGGCGCACAUCCCAAUCACACGGCUACAAUAGGCCUGACAGAGGCUGAGGCGGCAGCAGUACACACGGCGCGAAGUAUGCCUGGCAUCUUCAAAGAGAACGAGGUUCUCUUCGUCUGUGACGUGGGAGGCGGCACGACGGACCUGUCGGUUUUCCGUGUCAAGGAUACCAUAGGUGGGUCUUUGAGCCUCGAGCAGCUGGACGUAGUGUUCGGCGCGACCAUUGGCGCUGCGCAGCUUGACACGCUCUUCGAGAAUGCAGUACUUGAGCGACUGCAGCAUGCAGACCAGACCAUUUCGACAGGCUUGCCUGAUUUGGAUGCUGCUGCAUGGGAGAUGCGAAUCAGUAAAGAAUACCAGAAUGCCAAGUGCGAUUAUGGCUCUGAAGAAUCAAUGGCAGACACGGAAACGUUUGCAGUGAGGGUCCCCAAACUGGAUCCAGGAUAUACAAAUCAGGAAUGUGGCAUGAGCGGUGGUGACAUGCACUUCCAAAGAGACCACCUCAAAGCCUUCUUCGACACGCAGAUCUCAAAGCUGUUCGACAUGAUGGACAAACAACUCGUCCGUCUGCAGCAAAAGCAUCCUGACGAACAAGUCGCCCACCUCGUCCUCUCUGGCGGCCUCGGAAACUCCCCCUAUGUACAGUCGUGUCUGAGGUCAAAAUAUGCUGUUGGCAGCUCUUCACACAGCAACGCGCAAAGCAUCCAGAUUCGCGUAGCGCCAGAUCCUCAACUCGUAGUCUGCAAGGGCAACGUCGCCGACCGUGUCCAGAAGCUCAAGAGCGGCCGGUCGGUGCUGGGAUGGCGUUGUUGCCGUGCUUCUUACGGCACCAAAUGCAAGAUAUUGUACGACUCGAAUAACCCAAAGCACAUUGGCUUACGGACCGAGACCGACCCGCUCGACAGGAAGCCGUAUGUUAUCGAUUGCGUCGACUGGUUCAUCAAGAAGGGCGAAGCGGUAUCCAGCGACUUCCCCAUCGUGAGAGACUUCAGCCGCAAAUGCCCACCCGCGACCUCCACCAUGCCGGACCCGCCACGCAUAUUCCCCACCGACAUCAUCUGCUCCGAAGCAGACGCCGACCUGCUACCCUACGUAAUGAAUUCCUCCUGCCGCUCAAUCUGCAAAGUCGACUCCGAUUUCGCCAGCAUCCCCCUCACCCAGUUCAAGCUGAAGAACCGCCACUGGUGGAACAGCGGGCAGAAGUACCACCGCAUCAACUUCGUCGUGAAAGUGAACCUCGGCCCUGCAGACCUAUCCUUCGAGCUCUGGUACAACGGCGUCAAGCUCAGCAAGGACAAGGCGAUCAAAGUCGAGUGGCAGGCUGCAGCACCACCGGAGCCACUGCAGAGUCCUGUGGCGAGUGAUUUCCCGAUGAACAGCUUGCCCGCGGCUGCAAACAGGACGGGCGACGGCUUGGCGAAGAAGUCGAUGCGCGACCUGGGGAAGGUGGGUGGGUACGAGGAUCAGAGGGGGCCGCGGGCGAAUGUCGUCGUGCCUGCGCAUCAAAACGGUUCGACGGUUUGGUAG
Molecule: messenger RNA, 1965 nt
Organism: Ascochyta rabiei
Lineage: Eukaryota; Fungi; Ascomycota; Dothideomycetes; Pleosporales; Didymellaceae
Exons: 5
Coding region: 1-1965 (654 amino acids)
Source: RefSeq, a predicted model, not a curated record